This is a messenger RNA of Piliocolobus tephrosceles (Ugandan red Colobus), 2904 nucleotides long. RefSeq names its product cyclin dependent kinase 11B (gene CDK11B). Gene Ontology annotation, molecular function: protein serine/threonine kinase activity; ATP binding. The coding region runs from base 346 to 2733 and encodes 795 amino acids. The transcript is spliced from 20 exons. Gene Ontology annotation, cellular component: nucleus. Lineage: Eukaryota; Metazoa; Chordata; Mammalia; Primates; Cercopithecidae. Gene Ontology annotation, biological process: regulation of mitotic cell cycle; protein phosphorylation. The record is from RefSeq and is a predicted model, not a curated record.
AGGCGCAAACUGCUCCCAAAGGAAGCGUCUCUCCGCUCGUCGCCCCAAUGCUUGCGUCAUCAGCCCGCGCCGAAGUCGGAAGUGCAGCUCACGGCGCUGUUUCUUCCGGAGUCCUGGAUCUGAGCAAGCGCCGUCUUAUGCGUCAUCAUCCCGCGCAGGCACAGGAAGUGCCACACAGAGGGAACCCCUGUCGUUGUCUCGAAUUCUGGGCCGGAGGCCGGCUAUUGUGUCAUGAUUACGCGCCAACACAGAAAGUGACGAUACUCCUGGCGCGCGCCGGUAGCUGUUUCUUCUCUGGCUCCGGGACCGGCGGCAGCGGCGGCGGCGUAGGGUGUUUUAACUCAAAUGGGUGAUGAAAAGGACUCUUGGAAAGUGAAAACUUUAGAUGAAAUUCUUCAGGAAAAGAAACGAAGGAAGGAACAAGAGGAGAAAGCAGAGAUAAAACGCUUAAAAAAUUCUGAUGACCGGGAUUCCAAGCGGGAUUCCCUUGAGGAGGGGGAGCUGAGAGAUCACCGCAUGGAGAUCACAAUAAGGAACUCCCCAUACAGAAGAGAAGACUCUAUGGAAGACAGAGGAGAAGAAGAUGAUUCUUUGGCCAUCAAACCACCCCAGCAAAUGUCUCGGAAAGAAAAAGCUCAUCACAGAAAAGAUGAAAAGAGAAAAGAGAAACGUAGGCAUCGUAGCCAUUCAGCAGAAGGGGGGAAGCACGCUAGAGUGAAAGAAAAAGAAAGAGAGCACGAACGUCGGAAACGCCAUCGAGAAGAACAGGAUAAAGCUCGCCGGGAAUGGGAAAGACAGAAGAGAAGGGAAAUGGCAAGGGAGCAUUCCAGGAGAGAGAGGGACCGCCUGGAGCAGUUAGAAAGGAAGCGGGAGCGGGAACGCAAGAUGCGGGAGCAGCAGAAGGAGCAGCGGGAGCAGAAGGAGCGCGAGCGGCGGGCGGAGGAGCGGCGCAAGGAGCGGGAGGCCCGCAGGGAAGUGUCUGCACAUCACCGAACGAUGAGAGAGGACUACAGCGACAAAGUGAAAGCCAGCCACUGGAGUCGAAGCCCGCCGCGGCCGCCACGGGAGCGGUUCGAGCUAGGAGACAGCCGGAAGCCAGGUGAGGCCAGGCCGGCGGCUGCGCAGAAGCCAGCACAGUUGAAAGAAGAGAAAAUGGAAGAAAGAGACCUGCUGUCCGACUUACAGGACAUCAGCGACAGCGAGAGGAAGACCAGCUCAGCCGAGUCCUCAUCAGCGGAAUCAGGCUCAGGUUCUGAGGAGGAGGAGGAGGAGGAGGAAGAGGAGGAGGAGGAAGGAAGCACCAGUGAAGAAUCAGAGGAGGAGGAGGAGGAGGAGGAAGAGGAGGAAGAGGAGACCGGCAGCAACUCUGAGGAGGCGUCAGAGCAGUCUGCUGAAGAAGUAAGUGAGGAAGAAAUGAGUGAAGAUGAAGAACGAGAAAAUGAAAACCACCUCUUGGUUGUUCCAGAGUCACGGUUUGACCGAGAUUCCGGGGAAAGUGAAGAAGCAGAGGAAGAAGUGGGUGAGGGGACGCCGCAGAGCAGCGCCCUGACAGAGGGCGACUACGUGCCCGAGUCCCCUGCCUUGUCACCCAUCGAGCUCAAGCAGGAGCUGCCCAAGUACCUGCCGGCCCUGCAGGGCUGCCGGAGCGUCGAGGAGUUCCAGUGCCUGAACAGGAUUGAGGAGGGCACCUAUGGAGUGGUCUACAGAGCAAAAGAUAAGAAAACAGAUGAAAUCGUGGCUCUGAAGCGGCUGAAGAUGGAGAAGGAGAAGGAGGGCUUCCCGAUCACGUCGCUGAGGGAGAUCAACACCAUCCUCAAGGCCCAGCAUCCCAACAUCGUCACCGUUAGAGAGAUCGUGGUGGGCAGCAACAUGGACAAGAUCUACAUCGUGAUGAACUACGUGGAGCACGACCUCAAGAGCCUGAUGGAGACCAUGAAGCAGCCCUUCCUGCCAGGGGAGGUGAAGACCCUGAUGAUCCAGCUGCUACGGGGGGUGAAGCACCUGCACGACAACUGGAUCCUGCACCGUGACCUCAAGACGUCCAACUUGCUGCUGAGCCACGCUGGCAUCCUCAAGGUGGGUGACUUCGGGCUGGCGCGGGAGUACGGCUCUCCUCUGAAGGCCUACACCCCGGUCGUGGUGACCCUGUGGUACCGCGCCCCAGAGCUGCUGCUUGGUGCCAAGGAAUACUCCACGGCCGUCGACAUGUGGUCGGUGGGCUGCAUCUUCGGGGAGCUGCUGACUCAGAAGCCUCUGUUCCCCGGGAAGUCGGACAUUGAUCAGAUCAACAAAGUGUUCAAGGACCUGGGGACCCCCAGUGAAAAAAUCUGGCCCGGCUACAACGAGCUCCCAGCAGUGAAGAAGAUGACCUUCAGCGAGUACCCCUACAACAACCUCCGCAAGCGCUUCGGGGCCCUGCUCUCAGACCAGGGCUUCGACCUCAUGAACAAGUUCCUGACCUACUUUCCCGGGAGGAGGAUCAGCGCUGAGGAUGGCCUCAAGCACGAGUAUUUCCGCGAGACUCCCCUCCCUAUCGAUCCUUCCAUGUUCCCCACGUGGCCCGCCAAGAGUGAGCAGCAGCGCGUGAAGCGGGGCACCAGCCCGAGGCCCCCUGAGGGAGGCCUGGGCUACAGCCAGCUGGGCGACGACGACCUGAAGGAGACGGGCUUCCACCUUACCACCACAAACCAGGGGGCCUCAGCCGCGGGCCCCGGCUUCAGCCUCAAGUUCUGAAGGUCAUAGUAGACCCCGUCCUGGGGAGAACUCAGCCGGGACCACAGGCGCGGCUACUGCGCCUGGAGCUGCUAUGAGACGCAGAACUCCUCAUCUUAUUUCCAUGUUUUGUUUUUGUAUUUUGGUUUGUAAAUUUGUAGAAUUAAAUCAUAUUCCUUGUUGUGGAGGAAA